This is a messenger RNA of Psammomys obesus (fat sand rat), 1325 nucleotides long. RefSeq names its product beaded filament structural protein 2 (gene Bfsp2). Lineage: Eukaryota; Metazoa; Chordata; Mammalia; Rodentia; Muridae. The record is from RefSeq and is a predicted model, not a curated record. Gene Ontology annotation, biological process: intermediate filament organization. The transcript has 7 exons. Bases 1 to 1251 code for a protein of 416 amino acids. Gene Ontology annotation, cellular component: intermediate filament. Gene Ontology annotation, molecular function: structural molecule activity.
AUGAGCGAGAGGAGAGUGGCAGUGGACUUGCCCCCGGGAGCCAACGCCAGCAUGCCCCUCCAGAGGCACAGGGUGCCAUCCCUCAGGGGAACACGAUCGCCAUCCUCCCUGGAGAGUCCCCCAGCCUCCAGGACCGGUGCUGUUGGGAGCCUCGUCCGUGCCCCUGGGGUCUACGUAGGAGUGGCACCCAGUGGCUGCAUAGGUGGCCUCGGUGCCCGAGUGACACGCCGGGCCCUGGGCAUCAGCAGUGUCUUCCUGCAGGGCCUACGGAGCUCAGGCCUUGCCACUGUGCCGGCUCCAGGCCCAGAAAGGGAGCACGCUGCCGUGGAGGACCUGGGGGGCUGCCUGGUGGAGUAUAUGACCAAGGUUCACGCCCUGGAGCAAGUCAGCCAGGAGCUGGAAACACAGCUGCGGGCUCACCUGGAGAGCAAGGCCAAGCGCUCUGGAGGCUGGGAUGCCCUCCGCACCUCCUGGACCAGCAGCUACCAGCAGGUGGGAGAGGCGGUCUUGGAAAACGCCCGGCUCAUGCUACAGAUGGAGACGAUCCAGGCGGGCGCAGAUGACUUUAAAGAGAGAUAUGAAAAUGAGCAGCCAUUCAGGAAAGCAGCAGAAGAGGAAGUAAGCUCCCUGUACAAAGUCAUUGACGAAGCUAAUUUGACAAAGACGGAUCUGGAGCAUCAAAUAGAAAGCCUGAAAGAAGAACUGGGCUUUCUGUCAAGGAGUUAUGAAGAGGAUGUGAAGGUUCUGUACAAACAGCUGGCAGGGUCUGAGCUGGAGCAAACAGAUGUUCCCAUGGGCACUGGUCUGGAUGAUGUCCUUGAGACGAUCCGAAUUCAGUGGGAGAGAGAUGUGGAAAAGAACCGAGCAGAGGCAGGAGCCAUGCUCCAAGCUAAGCAGCAGGCGGAGGUGGUCCACGUAUCCCAGACCCAAGAAGAAAAGCUGGCCGCUGCCCUCAGUGUAGAGUUGCAUGACACUUCGUGCCAAGUCCAGAGUCUCCAGGCUGAGACGGAGUCGUUAAGGGCUCUGAAACGCGGUCUGGAAAACACACUCCAUGACGCCAAGCAUUGGCAUGACAUGGAACUUCAGAACCUGGGUGCCGUGGUUGGCAGGCUGGAGGCAGAGCUGGCAGAGAUCCGCUCAGAGACGGAGCAGCAGCAGCAGGAGCGGGCACAUCUGCUGACAUGCAAGAGCCAGCUGCAGAAGGACGUGGCCUCCUACCAUGCCCUGCUGGACAGACAGGAGAGCAACUAACGGGGGGAAAACCAAAAGCAACUUCCUCUUUUCACAAAGAAAGCUCUGCCCUCCUCAGCAGUCCAACCAUGAGG